Messenger RNA from Pisolithus orientalis, 297 nucleotides. RefSeq lists its product as uncharacterized. NCBI's taxonomy places the organism in Eukaryota, Fungi, Basidiomycota, Agaricomycetes, Boletales, Pisolithaceae. The record is from RefSeq and is a predicted model, not a curated record. The coding region runs from base 1 to 297 and encodes 98 amino acids. The transcript has 2 exons.
AUGGCUUCCACACAGGCAUGGUGGAUGGACAAGUCAUAUUUCUGCAAUAAUGCUGAGUUGAAAGGUGCCAUCAACCUGUCACUCACAUGGUUUCAACAGGGUCAUGGGCCCCAAAAUAGCUUCCUAGAAGCCUCAUGGCUGCUCAAAUCCAGGACAGAAAACACUUCUACAAGGGAAUGGGUCAACCAAAUGUCCAACACCAAUGCCCUGUUAUCUGCAAUCCUGCAUGUCAUUCAUCCACAAAUGUAUGCAGAUGGCAGAGAAGCAUUGAUCUGCCUUGGUGAACAGGCAGUGUAG